Messenger RNA from Adineta steineri, 522 nucleotides. NCBI's taxonomy places the organism in Eukaryota, Metazoa, Rotifera, Eurotatoria, Adinetida, Adinetidae. The record is from the annotation of a GenBank genome assembly.
AUGAGUAGUCUAAAACAAGGUAUAAAUGCGCCACGAAAAAGUAUUUUACCAAGAGAACCAUUAACAAAUGAAGAAGAAAUUGAAUAUAAACAAGCAUUUUUUAUAUCCGAUCAUGAUAAAGAUGGUUUAAUAAAUUCGAAAGAAUUAAGUAAAUUGAUUCGUUCAUUAGAACGUAAUCCAUCCGAUAAUGAAAUUCAACAAUUAAUUGAAAAUAUUGUUGAUGCAGAAAAAAAAUUAAUCAAUUGUAAUCAAUUUUUGACUAUGAUGUCUAUAUUAAAAAAGACUCUAUAUAUUGAUGAGAGAAAACAAUUACGUGAAAUAUUUAAUUCAUUCGAUACAGAUGGUAAUGGAUUAAUUGACAGUGAAGAUUUACGACUAGCUAUGCGUGUAUUAACUAAUGGAAAUGAUGAUAUGAAAUUAACAAAAGAAGAAAUCAAUGAAAUGAUUGCAUUAGUUGAUAUUGAUAAAGAUGGUCGAUUAUCAUUUGAUGAAUUUGUUAGUGUCUUUACUGAACAAGUUUAA